Molecule: messenger RNA, 1545 nt
Organism: Volvox carteri f. nagariensis
Lineage: Eukaryota; Viridiplantae; Chlorophyta; Chlorophyceae; Chlamydomonadales; Volvocaceae
Exons: 13
Coding region: 1-1545 (514 amino acids)
Biological process (GO): chloroplast rRNA processing; regulation of mitochondrial mRNA stability; mitochondrial RNA processing
Cellular component (GO): mitochondrial matrix; ribonucleoprotein granule
Molecular function (GO): RNA binding
Source: RefSeq, a predicted model, not a curated record
AUGACCACGGCCACGUUCACUGGCGGCCCUACCGCCGCCGCAGCAGCAGCAGCUGCCGCUGCCUCGCCUCCUUCCGCCGCCGCUGCCGCCGCCGCUGCCGCUGCUGCAUGGCAGUGGCUGGCCGCCGCUGCGGGCGAUGUGUUGUGGUCGGGUCAUGCCAGGGAGGUGGCCCAGUUGGUGUGGGGCUUUGCGGCGGUGGGGAGGUUGGAGCCUCAGGUGUUUGGUAACCUGCUGACGGCAUUGGCGCACCCCCGUCGUGGCCCUGCACUGGUUUCGGGGCUUCGAGAGGAAGAGUGUACGACAGUGCUGUGGGCCGUUGCCACGGGAUUGGAAUGUCAUCGGGAUGGCGCCAUCCGCUCCGUGAGCCUCCACGCCUCCACAUCUUCCCCCCCGGUAGGCACCGGGUUCCCGGGGGCCGGUGGCGGCGGCGGCGGCGGCAUCGACACGGCGACUGGAACCUUGGAUGCCGUAGGUCCGACACCGACACUCACACCGGCGUUGUGUAUUGGUGUUGAUGUUGGUGUUGGUGAAUGCAAGGACGCAUUGCUAUCACCACCAUUAUCAUCACUAACACCAUUACCACCACCGCCGGCAUUCCCUACCCCAGUGCCGUACACUGCAGCGGUGGGGCCUCCUGGAGUGUUGUCCAAGGCAUUGGCUCAUCUGGGGCCCCGGGCGGCACAUCUGGCCAUGAACGGCAGGCUCACAGGUGGUCAGAUCAGCUCCAUGCUGAGGUCCCUGGUGGUGAUAAAAGAGGUAUCCGGUGUCGAGCUGGAUCCGGCCUGGAUCCAGGCCCUGGCCCUCAGAGCAGGACAUAAGGCCCCUUAUAUGGACGGCCAGGCGCUGGGGAACGUAGCCUGGGCACUCGGCAAGCUCAUGUGGGCAUGUGGCCGGUUGCAGUACGUGGACGAGCAGCUGCUGGAAGUCGCGCAGCUACCGCCGCGUGCUGACUCCCCGGGGUCCCCUCCUCCCCCCCCCAGCAGCUUCACUCGUUUGUGUCCGUCUCAAAUGGCAACACUGGUUUCGGCGCUGGGUCGUGUGGAGCACUACGACUCGGACCUGAUCGACGAGCUGUGUGGCCGGGUGGUGGAGGCGACGGGGGGCGGGCUGAGCAGCCUCACUCGGCGGGAGGUUGUCUCGGUGGUUUCGGCGCUGGGGCGACUGGAGCACGUGCACCCGGCCUUUCUCGCCCAGGUGGCGACCAGGGUGGCGGAUGAGGCGGCGUCGUACAAGCCGGCGGAGCUUGUCGUACUUUUGUACGGGCUUGCUUCGACGGGUACAGGCGGGAAGGGGCUUGAAAGGCUGCUUCGUGCCGUCGGGCGGGUGUUGCAACGGCGGAUUUCGGUUCUGGAUCCGGAAGCGGUUGUACGGCUGGCGGAGUCGUAUGCCGUACUGGACUCCCCCCACGAUGGCCUGUUCCAGGCGGUGGCAGUGGUGGCCCUGUGCCGGCCGCAGCGGUUCUCGCUCCGCCAGAUGGAACGAGUGGCCCUCGCCUUCAGCUACAGAGCAUGCGCUCGGUGGAAGGGAUUUUCCUAUGGCAUGUGA